Molecule: messenger RNA, 2379 nt
Organism: Pediculus humanus corporis (human body louse)
Lineage: Eukaryota; Metazoa; Arthropoda; Insecta; Psocodea; Pediculidae
Exons: 6
Coding region: 1-2379 (792 amino acids)
Biological process (GO): positive regulation of peptidyl-serine phosphorylation; small GTPase-mediated signal transduction
Molecular function (GO): guanyl-nucleotide exchange factor activity; phosphotyrosine residue binding
Source: RefSeq, a predicted model, not a curated record
AUGGGUGGAAAAAUUUUGAAAAAUGAUGAUGAUGAUGGUGGUGGUGGUGUAAGGGAAGAUUUGGGGGCUCAAGAAUUUAUUCUUAACGUCAUACAAAGUAAAAGUUUGGGAAAUAUUAAAAUGGAAGCAAAUCCUGAAAAUGGUUUAGAUCCGGCUCAACUUCGAAAAGCUUUAGAAUGGGAAUUAAGUUUAGAUGCAAGAGAUUUAAGAUCUCAUGCAUGGUAUCAUGGAUCCAUACCUAGAACGAGAGCAGAAGAAAUAUUAGAAUCCGAUGGUGAUUUUCUAGUUCGCGAUUGUACAUCUCAACCUGGAAAUUUUGUACUUUCUACAAAAUGCAAAGGACAAAAUCUUCAUUUUGUUAUAAAUAAGGUUGUCCUACAGCCAGAUACCGUAUACGAAAGAAUACAAUUUCAAUUUGAGGACGAAGCUUACGACACAGUUUCGGAUCUAAUAACGUAUUAUGUGGGAAGUGGAAAAGUCAUUUCUUCCUUAUCUGGUGCCCGCAUACAAAAUCCGAAAAAUCGUUUGCAUCCUCUUUCAUUUUACGCAACUAAAUAUUCCGUUUAUCAAUCAUCCGGAUAUUCGGUCUCGCCUCAACCAUCUCCAUCGAAUCCAUCUGGAAAUUGGAAAUACAAUACCAUCAACAACGCACAAUCAAGUUUUUUGACUCUGCGACAGAAACACGACACGCCGCCAAAGUUACCAAAUAAACAAAGGAGUUUGUCGCUAACCCCGUCAGAACUCAAUGGAAAAUUACAAAUGCUUCAUUGUGGAAACGAUAAAAGUAAUAGUGCGGAUGGUGUUAUACAAAAUAUGAAUAGUAAUUGUGGGAGAUUUGCGACAAAUUCAUUACCUAGAGGAACCAAAAACAAAGACAUUUUAGUUAAUAACGAAAAGGGAACAACUACGCGUAAUAGUAAAUUAUCAAGAGUAACAAGUGAUCCAUCAUUAAGCCCUUGUUUCGAACGUCGAAACGCAACAGGAGAAUCCACGGGUGGGGGGACGACGACGACGACAACGAUUAAUAAUCCUCCGCCAAAACCAAGUCGCAUACCUUCUUUACCCGGAGGUGUCGAAACGAUAAUUCCAAAUAAAGAAAAUAAUAAUAAUUUUUAUAAAGUGACCUCUUCUUCUUAUCAAGCUUCCGGAAGCGAUUCGGGUAACGGGUCCGGUGAUUCUGCACAGAGUUCGGCAACAGGAGAUUCAAACGAAGUGACAACACUCUGCGGUACGGGAGGGGGUACAAUAUCACGUGGAGUUAUAAUAAAAAAUCCGAGGUAUCAUUACGAUAAAUCGAAUGUUCCUAAUUCGGCAUCCACGUCGACGUUAAAAGGUCUCGAAUUUGAUCCCUCGACAGAGGAAUAUUUAGUUAAUCUUCUUCCAAAAAUCGAUUUAGGUACAGCAUUUGACGUUGAAAAUUUUCAAACAUUGCUGUUACCAACAUUAGAAAAUAAACCGGUUGAUUCAUCGACUUUACAAUGUGUUAAAAAUAUGUUAAGAGAAAACGGGUCAAGGAUUUUGGCUAAUCACAUGACUAGAGUGGAUUUGGAAAUAACAAUCGGCGAAAAAACCGGAAUUAAAAAUUGGUCUGAAUUAGGUUUAGGCAUAUCUUCCGGUAUCGAAAUGUGUUCUUUGCCACAAGGACAACAAGUCAGAUUGGAUAUAAUUGAAAGAGUCGAAUGUUUAAAAUUAUUGGUAGCUGUUACUGUACUUACCUGUAAAAAUGAAUCUGAAAGAGCGGAAACACUUCAUAAAUGGAUUCAAGUUGCCAUCGAUAUAAAAACAGCUUUAGGAAAUCUUUUUGGUUUUGCCGCCAUUAUGUUAGGUUUAUGUUUGCCACAGGUUCAAAGGUUGGCAGCUACGUGGCACACGUUACGUCAAAAAUUUACAGACAGCGCAUUUAAUUACGAAGCUAAACUCAGGCCGACACUUAAAAGCAUGAACGAAUGCACGAAUCCUCAAGCACCGAAUACAACCAUACCUUAUUUCAUACCGUUUGUACUCCUUCAAGAAUUAACAUUGGAUGACGUUUUAGGUACGAAUACCAAAUUGGACGGAUCUCUAUCGAACGAAUGUUUGGCCGUUUUCGAAUCCUCAUCCAUGGAUUCCGGCAUGUCGACUAUGUUUGCUCAUUUAGAAUCGGGAAGAAAAUUUUCAACGAUGCUUCCGUCCUAUCGAAGAAAUGCAGACAUUAUAUUAGGAGAUUCUAAAAUAGACGAGUUGAUAACGGACAUGUUCAGAACGGAAUUUCAUUUGAAAUUUUUAUGGGGGAGUCGGGGAGCCACUGUUUCCUCUCAAGAGAGACACGCUAAAUUUCAUCAAGUUUUAAAUGUCAUGUCGGAAAAAUGUGAACCGUCUGACGAAAUAGGAAAAGUUUAA